This is a messenger RNA of Blastomyces dermatitidis ER-3, 6198 nucleotides long. Its product is annotated as peroxisomal biogenesis factor 6. Gene Ontology annotation, biological process: protein import into peroxisome matrix. NCBI's taxonomy places the organism in Eukaryota, Fungi, Ascomycota, Eurotiomycetes, Onygenales, Ajellomycetaceae. Gene Ontology annotation, cellular component: peroxisomal membrane; cytosol. The transcript has 3 exons. The record is from RefSeq and is a predicted model, not a curated record. Gene Ontology annotation, molecular function: ATP hydrolysis activity; ATP binding. The coding region runs from base 704 to 5197 and encodes 1497 amino acids.
CUGCUGUAUAAUCAUCAUGUGCAACUUGGGGGAAAAAAAAGUAAAUAUUCACAGAACCAGAUUUGUUGUGGUUGAUACUUGACUGCGUUACUGGUUGAGGCGAUGAAGCGCGCUCUUUGCCGUUUUUCAACAUGCGCGUGCGAGAGUGACCCAACAUUUGCAUAAGUAAACAACCGCCCAGGUUUAGCAGGCAGGAGUUAAGGCUAUGUGAUAGGUGACCAGGUAGCUCCGAAUUGCUGGGGAGGGACCUGGUAUAAGGAGGUCAUUGAAAGCCGGGGGGGGGUGCAACAACCAGAAAUAAAAAUAAAUAACUUGGCGUGCUAGGGAGUUCAUAAAUUUUGGGCAUUAUUGCCGAAGCGAUAACACCGCAAGAGAUCCGUAUCCGGCUUUCAUCGUUCCUUUUAUUCCUACAGACUGGCAAUUGUCGUCUAUUUAAUAGUUCCUAGUCGUACAUUCUCACCCGGUUGUGAUUUUUUGCGUCUGAGGUUUGGCCGGCGCGCUGAACCUCGGCAUCGGGACGGGGGGAUUUGGGCGUGGGAAGCAAGCUUGGUCUGUCGGCCACGGAACCGCCGCUGCAACACCAACACUCUGCUUCGCAUCUACAGGUUUUCAUCUGUCUUGAUCGCACCAGCCGUGCUUAUCUACGUUACGCCUUGUUGUUGAAUUACAGGGGUUUACAUGAACGUAUGGUGAGGAAGACAGGAUGGAGACAAUUUCGCGGGGUUCUACGGACUUGAAGCGUCGCCGGCGGAGGGAAGGCCUUCGACGACGACAAGCGAACAAGAACGCCGUAUCUGGGAGACUGGUGCUUGAUCAUCAUGCACGAGGGGAUGUUGGAACCCUUUCUGAUGAUUUAGCUACAUAUUUGUUUCUAGGGUCGAGUAUCGAAGCUCUAGCGGAAUCACAGGAAGUGCGAUAUAUCGCCAUAUCUCCAUGGUCACCGCAUAAUCUCCCGGUGGAGGAUUUGCCGUGGACCUUUCUCCCGGUUCGCCUCCAGUCGCCCGCUAAAUCCCAAGCUUCGCCAAUAUCCCAUUCGACCGUCCAUUUCCCAGCAUUUGCUGGAUCAAUCCAGUCAUUUGUUCAAGCACUCGAGACACUUGACCCAACUCGCAACUCUAUAUCGAGCCAACGAGCAAUCGAAAUUCAUGUGCUGGACGUCGUCCCGCUUUAUCUGGAUACAGUCUAUGUGACGGUGGAGCGCCAUCUGCUCAGCACAGUGGAUGAGAUUCAAAAUAAGUUCGGUGGGGGCUUCGGUCCAGGAACACAGGGGAUCAAUGGCCUCUGGGCCAAGGGACGGAGCCCAGAGAACCUGAUAAAAAAGUCUUCCAAAGAGACGAAGGAGGCUGCUGCUGAAAGAGAAGAGCGAUUAAUCGGUGUUAUUCGUGAGGCGAUUUCCGCACAAAGGAUAUUACAUGCGGGGGAUUUACUUCCUCUGCCGUUACCUUCACAUCCUAUCACAUAUGCACCACCCCCACCUGCCAGAAUUUCUUUCUGCGAGCCUGUGUCUCAAGGCCUAGUCAAACCUACUACUCGAAUCGUCCUUGUCCAAACCAAAUCGCAGCAACAGUCUCGUAUAUCUAAGGGUCUGCCAUCUCCAGGCCAGGCGCUGUUAAAAGAGGUGGCAGAAGAUGAAGCAGACGAUACCUCAAAUGAACAGUUUUAUUCGGCCGCGGAAGAGAAAUCGAACGGCACAGAUAUGGAAAGUACAUCACCACCUGACGAAUCCGACACAGACACUUCUGCUCAGAGUUACAGCGAUGGUUCUGACGACUCCUUGGAUGAUAUGAUCUCGUUGGCAGCCCCCGAGCUGCCACAACAACCUUCAGGGACAAUGUCCGCAAUGACCUCUGCGACUCCGCGCCCAGGUGACAAGAGAUUCGAUGUCCAUACCCCAGGGUCAAUGCUCUCCAGCUUCACAAGCGCCACUGCGCGUACAGGAAGAUAUGCUGGAAAAACAUUCCGAGCAGAAGGACUGAUGGAGAGAAUACCUAAUGAUAUUUUGCACCCUAAGCCACGAGAGUCCGAAGAUUCCGACUCCUUCGUUUACGUGGAUAUUCACACACUUGCCAAAAUCGGCUGUUUUUCAGGUGACUGGGUUAGGAUCGAAGCUGCUGAGGAACCUCAGCUCAAUAUGCUAUCUUCUCUAAAGUUUGAUGGCCUGAACAGGCUUACGGAGAAUGCUGCUGAUGAUAUGACUUGGAGGGCUGUAAGGGUUUACGGUCUUCCAGGACUAACAUCUCCAAGACCGCGAUAUUCGAGACGAUCAACCAUAUCGCAGAUGCCAUCCCAUGGGCUUACUCCUACUGUGCUAGUGCCACCCAUCCUGUUAAACAAUCUGGAAAACCCCAAAUACUUAAAACUUUCUCCGAUAUUGGUUCAUGGGUCUCACCAUUCGAGCUCAAGGCCUGGGAUUGUACAAUCAAAAUCAAGUUCACCCAAAACACCGCCUGUUGCAAAAGAAGUUACCCUACUUAAAAUUUCCACACCCCUUUCUAUGGACAGGUCCCUCCAGCCAGUUCUCUUUGCUGGAUUAAAACGCCAUUUUGAAUCAAAGCAACGGCUAGUGAAGAGCGGUGAUCUCAUUGGCAUAAGCGUUGAUGAAGGGCUAGGAAAAACAAUAUUCUCCUCUACGAAGGGUCCUGAACCUGGUGAAGAUGAUGAUGUGACGGCUCAGCUUGGUUUCUCUCCUGAUUCGCAAUCGAGACCCCAGAACGCAUUGAGGAAGGUGGGCGUUGCAUGGUUUCGUGUGAGCCAGGUUGUCUCUGCUCCUGUAGAAGGAUUAGAAAACGGCUCUGAAGAUGAGCGAUGGGGGGGAGUGGCUGUCAUUGAUACUUCUUCGACGAGAAUGGUACAGGCCGGAAGUGUAAUAAGUACCAUACCCGGGACAUUAUAUAAUGGGUGGGAGUAUUGGCUGGGUGUGAAGCCGCUGCCCAAAACGUGUAGUGAUAUAGGAAAGUCACGUUCCUUCGUCACAGAGCCUCCCACGAUAUUUGUCCCUGCAGUACAGAAACGCCUUCGGGAGCUUAUUUCUGCAUCUACAAGCCCUAGGGCAAUCCAACUAGGUAUGAAACCAGUUGUUAUCCUACUUACUUCUACCCAGCGGGCCAUUGGGAAAUCAACGGUUGCUCGGCGUGCAUGUGCCGAAGUUGGUAUUCACACAUUUACGAUCGAUUCCUACGAUAUUCUGGCCGAAGGGGGAGCAAAUGGGGGAGACGUCAAGACGGAGGCAUUCCUUAAAGCCAGGGCGGAUAGGGCAUUUACCUGUGGAGCAAACUGCACUGCUUUGCUAAUCCAGCAUAUUGAUGUCUUAACGACUGACAGGAUGGUUACAGCAAUGAAGGAGAUCGUGGCAGACGCGAGAGUUAUCAUCGCUACAACGACCGACGUUGAGAAAGUUUCCGAGGGCAUUCGAAGCGUUUUCACCCAUGAACUUGAAAUGACAGCUCCAGAGGAAAAGGAAAGAGAAGGGAUCCUGCGAAACGUGAUCUAUGACCAAGGCAUCAAAGUUUCAGCUAACGUCGACUUGGCAUCAGUCGCAGUGAAAACCGCCGCUCUCGUUGCGGGGGAUCUUGUCGAUGUCGUUGAGCGUGCUGUUGCUGUUAAAACUCUUCGUCUGCAAAAGUUAGCAGAGAGUGCUACAACUUCGGAUGAAAGAUUAAAGGUCACCGUGCGAGACAUCCAAGCUGCAGGUGGAGAUGCAGCUCGAUGUGUGACAAAAGAGGAUUUCGAUGCCGCUGUGGACGCCGCCAGAAAGAAUUUUGCAGACGCCAUUGGUGCACCCAAUAUUCCGAACGUUGGCUGGGAUGAUGUUGGAGGCCUUACAAAUGUCAAGGAUGCUGUUAUGGAGACCAUCCAACUCCCACUCGAACGACCAGAGCUCUUUGCGAAGGGCAUGAAAAAGCGAAGUGGCAUCUUGUUUUACGGACCCCCCGGAACCGGGAAGACUCUCCUCGCCAAAGCUAUCGCUACAGAAUUCUCUCUCAACUUCUUCUCAGUCAAGGGUCCCGAACUACUCAAUAUGUAUAUUGGAGAGUCUGAAGCAAACGUUCGACGCGUCUUCCAGCGCGCCCGCGAUGCCAGACCCUGUGUAGUGUUCUUCGAUGAGUUGGACUCCGUCGCACCGAAGCGUGGAAACCAAGGAGAUAGCGGUGGCGUCAUGGAUCGUAUCGUCUCCCAGCUUCUCGCCGAACUCGACGGGAUGAGCGGUGGAGACGAAAAUGGCGGCGGGGUUUUCGUAAUUGGAGCCACCAAUCGUCCUGAUCUCCUGGAUGCUGCACUUCUCCGGCCAGGGCGAUUCGAUAAAAUGCUUUAUCUCGGUGUGUCGGAUACACAUGAGAAACAAGUUACUAUUUUAGAAGCGCUCACGCGGAAAUUCAACUUACAUCCAGACCUUUCGCUACGGCGGAUUGCUGAGCAGCUACCCUUUACGUACACGGGCGCUGAUUUAUAUGCAUUAUGCUCUGACGCUAUGCUCAAGGCCAUCACACGCAAAGCUAGUGCUGUGGACGAGAAAAUUAAAGAAUUGCCCGGGGGACCAGUUACGACGGCUUAUUUCUUCGAUCAUUUGGCGACCCCUGAAGAUAUCGCAGUCAUGGUGACGGAAGAAGAUUUCAUAGCGGCAAAGAGUGAACUUGUUGCCAGCGUUAGCGCCAAAGAGCUUGAACAUUUCGAACGAGUUCGCCGCACCUUCGAAUCAGUGGACGAUGCAAAGAAACCAAGGCCAAGUAUAACAGCUGGCCCAGAAACUUCCUCGCACGCUCCUUUGACAAUAGGCGAAGCGGUCAAUGGGCUUAAACCCGGGACACGUCUAGAGGACCCCACACUAGCAAACAUUACAAACAACGCCAACAAAUCAACCGCUUCCUCAAUUUUACCUCAUCGAGCCAAACACGGCAAUAAGGCCUCACGGAGCAAGGGCAAAAAUAAUGUUAGCGGGGCCAAGGGGAAGAGCGCCGUAGUGCCAUCCUCUCUUGAUCAACAUUCGGAGCCUGAUGAGGAUAUGGAAAAUGGCCUUGAUAGCCCGGUUGGUAAUGAGAAUGUAGGGGAUGUGAAUGGAACAGCCGUACGCGGGUCGAAAGGGAAGGGCAAAGACACUGUUGUUGAUGGUCUGGCAAUGGCAACCAAUGGUGAUGAAGCAGAAGAGGACGAAUAUGUUAUCCGGACUGACCACUUGGUCCGAAGUGAUAAACCGUCGUGAUCGUGUUGCCCCUUGAGGCUUUUGGCGGAUUGUAGCCGCUAAUCCAUAACCAUCUGCGUGUAUAUAUGUACUGAUAUUUCUUCUGGGUAUAGUGUACAGAUAUAUUUUGAAGUGCACAUUGUUGAGGCCAUUUUGUAGCGCAUUUCCCUCGUGUUUUUGUUUUGUCAACAUGUGCAUGCUGUAAUUAUUGACAUUAACACCUAGAAUAUGAGGACCAGUGAAAAUGACAUGAAAAUGGACAUCAGAAACAGCUAAUAACUGUCUUUUCAUCUGUAAUUUUGAAGGGUGAGUCAGUGCUUCAUCACUCAUUGCUGAGUAUCAUCACUUUUUUGUACUCAUCUAGCACUGUUAAUCAUCAUCUUUCAGUCAUGAUGUUUCACAUCUGCUCAACAGUCAUUCAUCUAGAUUUCAAUCUAUUAUAAAAAUAACACUAAAAAUGACUCUCUUUUACAGUCUCAUCAUAUGCUCUCUUUUUCAUCUUAUUCAAUCAGAUGUCUAUAAAAUGUCUUUUCUUCUCUCUCUCAUAUUCUGUCAGUUCUCUUCUCAUUCUUAGUUCUCACUUCUCACUUCUCAAGUCAAUCUUUACAAUCUUGUUGUCUAUGUUUCAAGAUUUCAAUUUUAUUCAUUUAUUCUGAUUUUUCAGUAUGAUAUCUGUGCUAAUUCAGUUGACUCAAAAUAAUGAGUAUCAAAACUGAAUCAAUCUCAUUCUUUAUAAGAAAACUCAAAAUAGACUGAAACAUUUUUAGUCUUGAAGACCUUGCUAUGUAGCUAGCAUACUUUUCAAAUCAAUCAAGCUUUACUUAACAUUACAUCUUCACACAAAGAGAGCAAGCAAUUAUACAAAGAUGAACCUGAGAAAAUCAGGUGAGGUUCUGAAUACUAGUAGAGAAUGAAAAUAAAUAACUAUUAAAUCAGAUCUAGCAGACUGUGUAUGAACAAAAGCCAAACAACAUAGAACAGAUAAGCUUAGACACAGUGCAAUGUUUACAUACAGAGAUGGC